AUCAACAUUUAAUACUGUACUGAAAGUGAAGCAUCGAUACCUUUGCUAUUUCUUUUAUUAAUUUAACUAUGAGUUAAGUUUUAAUUAAAAUGGAGUUAUUAAAGAGUAUUAAUAACAAAGAAAUUUUUAUGGAGGUUCUCCAUCUCUCCAUUGAGUUCUUAAUUGGAAACAUCAACGAGCAACAGGCUCUACGCUUUUCCCAUAAAUAUGGAUUUCAAAAUCCUGACGACUUCUUACUGGCUACACGAACGAUCUCAAAAUACUACCAACAAUGUUGUACAGAUGGUGGCGAAACUGACAUUUCUGAUAAGUUGCCACACUUAAGUCCCGAAUUAGGACCGCUUGUACCAUUGGUGCUCGCUGCAAGAUUGGAUGCAGUCGAACAUGCUCUUAGGAGAAGUGAGUACCUGAAGAAGGAUAUCAAGAGCGUUGUGUCUUUUUCCUGGGAUACACGUUUAAUAUUGGGAGACAGCAGUUUCAGAAGCAAUAUUCGACAAAUGUCUACCAUAAAUUUACAUUGCCAGUCACAUUCAAAACAAGAAAAUAUAUAUUUUGAAAUGGAUUUAAGGAAGCUUUGCGCUAUGAUUGAGGUCUUGGAGAAGUCACUUAAAAGGGAUAAAGCACUUAAAUAAUGAUAAAACUGUUUAUGCAUUUGUAAAUAUAAGCCGCAAAUUGAUAUAUUUAUGUUAAAUAUAGAUAACUCCUAAUUUUAAAGUCACGAAAGUCUUUGCUUUCACUAUCACUUCGAAUUUUAUCUUAUCCUUAUCCUCCAAGUGGUCGACUUUUACUUUUAAGACCUAUUUUAUAUCUAAGUACUAUAACUAGAACAUCUCUCAUUGUCUAAGGAUUAUUAUUAUUAGUUAUUUAGUAUUAUGCAGAUAUUUUUUUAACGGUACAUUCGCACAUUGUGCGAAUUGUAAGAUUCUUAAUUAAAUAUAAUAAAUAAAUAAAAACUCACAUUAAUGAUAA
Molecule: messenger RNA, 969 nt
Organism: Drosophila mojavensis
Lineage: Eukaryota; Metazoa; Arthropoda; Insecta; Diptera; Drosophilidae
Exons: 2
Coding region: 90-632 (180 amino acids)
Source: RefSeq, a predicted model, not a curated record